This is a messenger RNA of Menidia menidia (Atlantic silverside), 1131 nucleotides long. The record is from the annotation of a GenBank genome assembly. Lineage: Eukaryota; Metazoa; Chordata; Actinopteri; Atheriniformes; Atherinopsidae.
AUGCCUGACGAGCGUAUAACGUUCCCUCAAAAGAAAGGCCAAGUCCCCUUUCGGCCUGCUUUAGAUCUUGCUGACGCAGUUUUUCUCCAUGCUCAGAGGAGAGUUGGGCUCCAGACGGACGGAGCGGAAUAUGCUCCCCUUGAGGCUGGCCUGCUUUUUGGUGAUGCGGAUGUAGACCCAAGGGUCCAGGAUCUGGUUCCAGGUUGCCAUUCUGACUCCGGUCACCAUCAGCUCGCUGUAGGUGUUUUCGUCCGGAGGGCUCCAGCAGAUGCAGGAGGUGACCAUAAUGCCGACCAGCUGGACCACCAUUUCCGUGUCGUGGGACCUUGCCGAGAAGCACUGGGAGCUGGACUUGUUCUUCAGCCGCGCCGCAACAAGUGUGAUCCCACUGAUGGUGUUGCACACAAAGGCCAGCGCCAGCGAGCUCAGAGCCAAUCCGGAGAAGAGUAUCGCAAAGGCCAAGUCUGUGGCUUUGGAGACCUCCAUGACUUUGAUGAAGCACCAGGUCCCCGGGUACUGCCGGGUGUACUCGCCCAGCUGAAAGCAGGGCAGGAGGGCCACGCACAGAGCCAGGAACCAGAUCAUGCUCAGGGCUAUUUUGGUCCGAGCCGUGGUCACCAGACGAGCGUGCAGCAGCGGUUUGGUGACCCCCAGGCAGCGUUCGGCGGCCAUGGCGCAUCCCAGGAAGAGCGGGCACAGCCCGAAAAACACCAUGCAGCCUCCCAGAAACUGACACAGGGCCUCUUGAUUGGUGGGGUCCUCCAGAUCGCCGGAGGUGAGGUUGCUCCUGGACCCGGCGCUGGUCGAGUACCUCCUCAUGACCAGAGCUCCGAGGACCACGUGUCCGGUCAGGUCGGUGGCCACCAGGGAGCUGGCGAAGAGCAGGAAAGUGGCCUUGGAGCGUUUGCGGAAGCGGUUGUAGGCUUUGACGAGGAUGACGAGGGCCACCACGUUGAAGAGGAUGCCCAGGGUCAUGUUGAGGCCCACGGCCGUGGGGUUCCGCUGAGCGGUGGCGUUACACGCCGCCGCCGCCGCGUCCACCAGUUCGGGACGCCGCUCCAUGUCGGUGCGGUUAGCAGGGGCGCCGGCGCCGGAGGAGUUGAGGGGCGCCACGGCCGACAUGACAGCUGA